AUUCAAAGUGCCUUUUUCUAGCUUUCGUUGUGGUGCUCUUUAGUGCUAAUUUUCAAUCGUUUGAAUAAAAUCUAAAAAAAAAAAACAAAAUGGAUUUCUACUAUCUGCCAGGAUCUGCGCCAUGCCGGGCCGUUCAGAUGGCCGCCGCCGCCGUUGGCGUCGAACUGAAUCUCAAGCUUACCGAUCUGAUGGCCGGCGAGCACCUAAAACCGAGCUUCCUUAAGCUUAACCCCCAGCACACGAUUCCAACACUGGUGGAUGGCGAUUUCUCGCUGUGGGAAUCGCGUGCCAUUCUAGGCUAUCUGGUCGAGAAGUACGGUAAGGACGAUAAACUGUACCCGAAGGACCCGCAGAAGCGUGCCGUCGUCAACCAGCGGCUGUACUUCGACAUGGGAACGCUGUAUCAGCGUUUCGCCGACUACUGGUACCCGCAGAUCUUCGCCAAGCAGCCGGCCAAUCCGGAAAAUCUGAAAAAGAUGGACGAAGCCGUUGGAUUUCUGAACACGUUCCUCGAGGGCCAACAGUAUGCGGCCGGUGAUGAGCUGACCAUCGCGGAUCUUAGCUUUGCGGCAACGAUCGCCACCUACGAGGUCGCCGGAUUCGAUUUCUCCAAAUAUCCGAACGUCCAGGCGUGGUUGGACCGGUGCAAGAAGAAUGCCCCCGGUUACGACGUGAACCAGGCCGGAGCCGAUGAGUUUAAGGCUAAAUUUUUCUCCUAAAGGAGGAAGUCGUUCAUCGUUUUUGCUACGCGAAUCUCCUGAGUGACGAGUCUCGAGGUAAUAAACAUU
Molecule: messenger RNA, 788 nt
Organism: Sabethes cyaneus
Lineage: Eukaryota; Metazoa; Arthropoda; Insecta; Diptera; Culicidae
Product: glutathione S-transferase 1
Exons: 3
Coding region: 90-719 (209 amino acids)
Biological process (GO): glutathione metabolic process
Molecular function (GO): glutathione transferase activity
Source: RefSeq, a predicted model, not a curated record